GAGAAGUGCACAGUUGAAACCCUGCGGUGUACCUGCUUCGCCCGGCUGAACCAUGGCAAAGAAGCGCGUAGCUGUCAUUCUCUCCGGCUGCGGGGUGUAUGACGGCUCCGAGGUGCACGAAUCCUCGGCGGUAAUGGUGCAUCUCAGCCGUGCUGGAGCCGAGGUACAACUCUACGCCCCUAACGUGAAGCAGAUGCACGUCGUGAAUCAUUUGAGCGGCCAGCCCACUGAGGAAUCGCGUAAUGUCCUAGUCGAGAGCGGCCGAAUCGCCAGGGGCAACGUCAAAGAUCUGGCCGAGCUCAAGAUCAAUGACUGGGACGCACUGAUCAUCCCAGGUGGCUUUGGGGUUGCUAAGAAUCUGAGCAACUGGGCAGUCAAAGGAAAGGACUGCAGUGUUGAGGGAACAGUAGAAACAGCGAUAAAGAAAUUCCAUGCUACAAAGAAACCCAUUGGUCUCUGCUGUAUCUCUCCCGUGCUGGCUGCUAAACUCAUUACUGGAUGUGAACUAACUGUGGGCUUUGACACAGAAUGUGAAAAGUGGCCUUAUGCCAAAACAGCUGAGGCAUUGAAAGAGCUUGGCUGCCAACACGUCAACAAGCAUGUCAAUGAAACACACAUCGAUAAGAAAAAUAAAUUGGUGACAACUAGUGCUUUCAUGUGCAACGCCCCCAUCCAUGAGGUUUAUGAUGGAAUUGGAGAAAUGGUGAAAGAAGUCUUGAAGCUUGUAUAAGUUAUGAAUUGAAUGAACACAAUUGAAAUGUUUCUCAUGGUAUUCUCAAAGAGCGUAAAACUACUAAACUUGUUAGAAUGUGUAUUUAUUUGCACAGCUGAUUAAAAUUGUUUGUGGAAGUACUUAAAAGAUAUCUGUGGCUGUUGUGAAAGGAAACUGAAACCAUUAUAUUAAUGAUUAAUAGAAUACAGGUCUUCACUAGAUUAUGGCAGAAUUCUGUUUCCAUGAACUGUUUGAGUAAACAGGUCAAAAAUACUGUUCCCAGGUGGCAGAGUUGCCUGCGGUCUGUUAGUCUUCCAAAUGCUUGAUCUUAUGUACAGGCUGAACAGAUAUCUGGCGUUCAUAACUUGAAAUGGACCUGUAUUCUGUAAUAUCAAGUACUAUUACUGUAUUUGCAUUUCAAAAAUUUUGAGACGAAGUAGGAAAUGCAGAUGUCUGUAAAACAAAUUAUUAAAGUAAUCAAACUGUAGAAA
This is a messenger RNA of Hypanus sabinus (Atlantic stingray), 1203 nucleotides long. RefSeq lists its product as uncharacterized. The record is from RefSeq and is a predicted model, not a curated record. NCBI's taxonomy places the organism in Eukaryota, Metazoa, Chordata, Chondrichthyes, Myliobatiformes, Dasyatidae. The transcript has 4 exons. Bases 53 to 730 code for a protein of 225 amino acids.